This is a messenger RNA of Morone saxatilis (striped sea-bass), 977 nucleotides long. RefSeq names its product transmembrane protein 238-like. NCBI's taxonomy places the organism in Eukaryota, Metazoa, Chordata, Actinopteri, Moronidae. The record is from RefSeq and is a predicted model, not a curated record. Bases 75 to 560 code for a protein of 161 amino acids. The transcript has a single exon.
UCCUCUUUCCACAUCUGGAUAACCUCUGAGAAAAGGCAGACUGCUCCUGGCACUGGAGGAUCUCCACUGCCACCAUGUCAACAGCUAUACAGGUCGAGCCAGUCAUGGAGAGAAGGUAUGGAGGAGUUGGCCGCUGCAAGUGCUCAUUCUGGUUCGCAGUGGCCCACGACAUACUUGGCAUCUUCAUCAUGCUGGUGGGGGUGUUUGGAGGGCUGGUUAUCCACGACUUGUUCAUCUAUGCGGGGGCUAUCAUCAUCUUCCUCAGCCUGAUCUGGUGGGUGUUCUGGUACUCCGGGAACAUCGAUGUGCCACCCGAGGAGCUGGAGGACGACGUGGGCCUGAUCAAGCUGAAGAACCGCAGGCUCAGGCAGGUGGCGAGGCGUGUGUCCGACCACCUCUCCAACAGGAUCAGGAACUCUUUCAGAAAGAAUGGCCGAUCCUUUAGAGAGGGCAACAACAGACCUUCAAACACUGAUACAGAUGUAUCACUCUCCACUAUCUGUGAUAACACCAUUGCCUCCUCAUCCAAAGAACUUGUAAGAGAGACAUUGUCAAUAUGAAGGAACCCAUCACAGACUGUAAAUGACACCAAGAGACACUGAACUUGGAUCUUUUAUAUUUGUUUCCUUUGCUCACCUGUUUAUUCUGUUGAAAGGGAUUUUGUGUUUGCUAACAUGCACAUGUAAUGAUUAGACAGCAUUGAAGUCUUGUCUAGAUAAGAUCCACAUAUUCUUAUCUUGCUGAUAAGAUGUAAACUUUGCACACUAUAACACAGUGUUUCAAAUAGCUCUGAUAUUGACCACAGUCAUGUUUGGUUGAUUCACAGAUGAUGCACAGUUGGGAUGUGCUGGCUCUAAAUAGAAAAAUAAAAGGUUUAAUGAGAGAUUUGUUAAGAUGAGGCUGAAUCAUUCUUGGAUGAUAUGUGACCAUUUAUAGCUGCCUUUCUUUUGUAAAAGAACACAAGUGGAAAUGAACCA